AGUAAUGUCAUUCGUUAUACUCUGGAACUUAUUCUUGCCUGCUUGAGUUACGACUUUCUUGGAACGUCAGCUGGAGUCACUGGGGGAGUACUAUGCGACGAUGCUUCUUCUGGUGGUGAUGAUCUUGUUGUUGUACAGCUUCCAACCACAUGGCGCUCGGUUUUUAUUGCUGGAUCUACUAGCCGAGUUUCCGGUGCCUCACAUUCUGUGUCAAAUGAUUCCAAUACCAAUAAUCUAGAGGCCUUCGAAUUUUCUCCAGUAGAUAUAUUAUUUAGACUUUACUCCGUAUUGACACCUGAACUUUCUGCAUUGGUAAGCCAUUUUUCAUGA
Molecule: messenger RNA, 330 nt
Organism: Protopolystoma xenopodis
Lineage: Eukaryota; Metazoa; Platyhelminthes; Monogenea; Polystomatidea; Polystomatidae
Source: the annotation of a GenBank genome assembly